This is a messenger RNA of Aspergillus uvarum CBS 121591, 438 nucleotides long. RefSeq lists its product as uncharacterized. The transcript has 2 exons. The record is from RefSeq and is a predicted model, not a curated record. NCBI's taxonomy places the organism in Eukaryota, Fungi, Ascomycota, Eurotiomycetes, Eurotiales, Aspergillaceae. The coding region runs from base 1 to 438 and encodes 145 amino acids. Gene Ontology annotation, molecular function: RNA binding; RNA nuclease activity.
AUGGAAGAUAUCGAGCAUACAGUCGCUAAGGUGGCACAGGGAAGAUGGCUCAUCUGCAAGCCCAAGACAAACAAGUCUGAUGUCAAAAAAUUCCAUGUUAAUGUCGAUACUGCCAAGGCUCGGGCCAACGCUGCUGGCUUCACCAAGGGCAAGAGCGGCGACCCUCACGACUUCAAGAACGCAAACAAGAUUCAGUGGGGUGUGAAGGGAUGCAACAAGAGCAAAGUGGACAUGUAUGAGUAUCCAAUCUAUUGGGAGGGCUCAAAGAUCAAGGAGUGGAAAAAGGACAAAAAGGCCGAUGAUCGGGAUAAAACCCCUAUCCGCGUCCUGUACAUCCAGGCGAAGGACGAAACGCUCCAGUUCUGUGGCGUCGUGAUCCAUCUCAAUGUCCUCAUCGACUACCAGGGCUCGGGGUAUUUUACCAAGUGCAAUCCUUGA